AGCUUCUCCCGGGAACCACAUACAGAAUGUCCUAAAGAUACGCGGCUAAAACACUCGUGUGUAUUCCUUUCUGCUCUUCUCUUUCUCUCAUUCUUUCCAUCCUUGCAUUGUAGAAGAAAAAAGAUAAACCGCUCGCAGGCAAACAUGUAACCUUGAAGAUAUCAGCAGUGUAUUUAAAAAAAAGACCAAGACGAUUUUCGUAUUUUUGAGGAUUCUCGGGGAAAGUGCACAAUAAGGUGAAAUGCUAUCGCCGCUAUUGUUACUGGGUAUGGCCUUGUCCGUAAUAGGCGGCUACGUGCCACCUGGACCAAGAUUCGCAUGUCCCAAGGACCCGAUUUAUAUUUACCCCUGCAUUUGUCUUCGGGGUAGCGAUAGGGGUUUAUACAUUUACUGUGAAAAUACGAAUCUGGCUAGUCUCAGCCUCGCCUUCACAAAUCUGGGGAAUGAGGGCAUGCCGAUCGAAGAACUGGUUCUGUAUAAAUGCAACAUAGUACGUUUUUACGGACCCGCUCUGUAUCCGUUGGAUGUACGAGUGUUGAGGUUUAUCGACACGCCAUUGAGAUUGAUCGAGGAGCACAGCUUUCUCGGUGUAAAUAGAACUCUUCAGGAGUUCCAUAUAAUAAACAGCAACCUAGAGAAAUUUCCACGAGAAGCAUUGCAAGUUCUCGGCAAUCUUAGCUUGUUGAGCAUCACCGGCCACCGGAUGUCUACUUUGCCGGGAAAUAGUUUCAGUGAAAGCGCGGCGGCUGCAAAAUUGGAAAAAUUGGAGAUUAGUAACGGUACGCUAUCUUCUUUGCCCGCCGAAGCACUGACACCGCUCAAAAAGUUGAAAACGCUCGAUUUCCACGAUAAUAAAAUAAAAGAUCUAAAAAAGAAUCAAUUCAAAGGUCUAAGAGAUACUGAAUUUCUGGAUCUCUCUCACAAUUUGAUUGACAAAUUAGACACAUCUCACUUGGCAGAUCUCGUCAAGAUGGGAUGGUGCAACAUGUCGCAUAAUGCUAUCUCCGACUUGAAGAGAGGAACCUUUGCCCGAAAUUCCGUCUUGAAAGUUCUGAAUCUGAGUCACAAUAAAAUCAGAAAAUUGGAUUCCAAUACUUUUCGUGGCAUGCGUUUUCUCAGGCGAUUGUAUUUGAGCGACAAUCAAAUCAAUGACGUGGGUCGUGGAACCUUUGGUUCUGUUACAAGGAUCGGCACCAUCGAUCUUUCUCGGAAUUUCAUCAAGAAGAUUGAUUUCCAAAUGUUUAAUCAAUUGCAGUUUAUUGAGCUUCUAGAUGUUUCCGAGAAUUUCGUGACGAUCGUGGAAAAAUUAGCGUUCAAAGACAUUUACUUGGCAAAAGUAAAUUUGUCUCAUAAUGAAAUUUCAAAGAUUGAACCAGGUGCCUUCGAGAAUUGCGUGAAUAUUACGUCAUUAGAUCUCAGCCACAAUAAACUCGAGAAUAUUUCGAAAUAUGCUUUCGAUAGCGUGUCAUACGCUAUGGAGCUGCAACUCAGUUAUAAUUUAUUUACGUCUCUCAAUCAAAUUCCAUUGCACAAUAUGACGGGAUUGAAAGUACUAAAUGUCUCUUACAAUUUAAUACAUUCCGUUCCACGGCAGACAUUUCCUAAGCUGUACGAGCUUCACACGAUCGAUAUCUCCCACAAUAAUUUAUCUGAGAUUUACAAUGCCGUAUUUCAGACGCUUUUCAGUCUGCGAUUUUUAAAUAUGUCGCAUAAUUCUCUGGAGAAGAUAAAACCGUCGACUUUCGGGCCAUUGCCGACGCUUUUGGAACUCGAUAUGAGUUAUAAUCAAUUAAACGAUGUCUCGCGAGGGAGUCUUACUCGACUGGCUAGUUGCAGGAGUUUGACGGUGAGAAACAAUCGUCUGACAAAGAUUUUCCAACUGCCAAUUUCUCUAAGUCAUUUGGACUUCUCGGAGAAUCUACUGGAAGAAAUCCCAAGCACCGAUGUAUGGCCUACUAUGAACGCGUUACUCUCGCUAGAUCUUUCGCAUAAUCAACUAGGCGAUAAUCUGCAAGAAAAAAGCUUUGAAAAUCUGCUGACUUUGAGGAUAUUAAAUCUGCAAGCUAACAAUAUCACGAAACCGCCCUGGCAAGCGCUGAGCGGUUUAAGUAGUUUGCAGUAUCUUUAUCUACAAGAUAAUUAUAUGACAAAGCUAGAGAAAGCUGCCUUCGGCCGUUUGCCAAUAGUGUUUGAACUUAAUUUGGCGAAUAAUAGGAUAAAUAAUGUAACGAGCCGUGCGUUCGAGGGUUUAUUGCAGCUGUUGACACUGAAUCUGACAAGCAAUAAUAUCAGCCACAUACCGAACGGCGCAUUUCAGGGUCUCGUGUCUCUGAGGACUCUCGAUUUAUCGCACAAUAGUUUAGAGAAACUGGACAACAAGACGCAUGGACUGCUCGACGACUGUUUGUCUCUGGAGAGGCUCAAUCUUAGCCACAACAAGAUUUCAUUUAUUACUCGGAAAACUUUGCCAAACGAUCCCUGGAUCCCUUAUAGGCUAAAGGAAGUCGACUUAUCUUAUAACACAAUGCCGGUUGUGACCUUCGACCUUAUCGCCGGUGCCAAGAAGAUUCAAUACUUGAAUCUUUCUCAUAACAAUAUUAAUGAGAUUAGGAGAUAUGUAAUCGGAAAUUUAACAGCUUUGGAGACUUUGGAUCUGUCGUACAACGAUAUAAGUGAUAUCUCUGAUCAAGAUGUUUUUCUACCGCCGUUAAAUUUAACCAAUUUACAUCUAAGUAACAAUCAUCUAAGUUAUGUGCCUCUUGAUAAAAUUUUACCAUUACCAAACUUAAAAAUUCUCAAUCUGGAAGAAAACGAAAUCGGCGUUUUCGAUGAGAGAUUUAUGAAGAUUAUCAAAAAUGGCACAAUGCUCAGAUAUUUUGGAAAUCCCAUGCACUGCGAUUGUCAUGCGCGGCCGUUAAAGAGAUGGCUGAAGACUCAAACGCUGCUCCCGACAGAAUGGUCGAACGUGACGUGCGAGAGUCCAAAUUAUCUCGCAAACAAGCCUAUCUCGGAGAUUACCGAGGAUCUUAUGAGCUGCAACGAGAGAGACAUUCAAGAGAAACCUGAACUCGAUAUUACACCCGAUGUGAAAUAUCGAAGUAUCGAAUACAAUAAUGAGGACAAUAGUUGGAAAGCGACGUGGUAUGUGACGUCCCGCGAGGACAUCGGUGAUUUUUACGUAGUGGUUCGAGAAUCCGGCAGCAGCAAAUCCAUGAUCGAGAAGGACGUCAUUUAUAGCGACCGUUCCUUCAGGAUCCAUGAUCUCACCGAAUCGAACAUCAAAUAUGAACUUUGCGUGCUCGCACGCGAUUCCGAGGGAAAUGUCAAGCACUAUAGAAAUUCGCAGUGUCAGAUCUUGAAUCAACAUAGCUCCGAUUCGUCCGCUAGCUUUAGGACAAGUUUGUACUUCGUGAUAAUUAUUGCUUCCUUCUGCAUAUUUAUAUUAUGAAAUUUUAUUAAUGUGAUAAAAUUAAUAUUUAAAAUAUUUAAAGAGAUAUUUUACGUUCAGCAGAAACAGUAAAAUGUACAAAAGUACCUUUAUGUAUGCUAGCUUGUUUAAAAUUUUCAACUAUUUUAGGCUUCUAUCAUACGCUUUAUGUCACGUUGAAGUUCGAAACGAUAUGAUUGCAAAAUAAAUUAAUAUAUAUAUAUGUGAAUAUCGUCGAGAUUGUACAUAAAUCGUAUUAUAUAUCGUUCGAAGAUAAGGACGUUGA
Messenger RNA from Camponotus floridanus (Florida carpenter ant), 3713 nucleotides. It is a transcript of the gene conv, whose product is annotated as chaoptin. Lineage: Eukaryota; Metazoa; Arthropoda; Insecta; Hymenoptera; Formicidae. The record is from RefSeq and is a predicted model, not a curated record. The transcript is spliced from 12 exons. Bases 242 to 3448 code for a protein of 1068 amino acids. Gene Ontology annotation, molecular function: ATP binding; protein binding.